GGGUGCUGGGUAGUUCCUGAAGCAACACUCUGCAGGCAAGGCAAUACACACCACCUUAGACAUGAACCACUUACUGAAAGUUCCACUGCUGGCGCGCCGAACAUUCAGCAUCUCUGCCAGACAGCUGAGGAACAAAGUCCCCGAGGCCCAGAAACUCUUCCAGGAGGACAACGGGUUGCCGGUUCACAUCAAGGGAGGGACGGCUGAUGUCCUGCUGUACCGGGCGACCAUGACCCUCACUAUAGCAGGAAGCUGCUAUUCUCUCUACUGGCUUCUGGUUGCCUCCAUGCCUCAGAAGAACUCGUAGAGAACUGGGUCUUGGCUCCGGCAGUCACAUGGAAGAUGAUGCCUGAUGCCUCUCAUGCUUUCAUUUGUUGUACAAAAAAGAAAUCACUUUUCUUUCAUCAUGGCCAUUUGUUUGUUGAUUUAUGUUGUUAACAUGAAUGUCUCCUGACUGUGUACAGGUUAAAUUAAAAAUCUUCCACUGAG
Molecule: messenger RNA, 489 nt
Organism: Lampris incognitus (smalleye Pacific opah)
Lineage: Eukaryota; Metazoa; Chordata; Actinopteri; Lampriformes; Lampridae
Gene: cox7a1
Product: cytochrome c oxidase subunit 7A2, mitochondrial
Exons: 4
Coding region: 62-307 (81 amino acids)
Biological process (GO): mitochondrial electron transport, cytochrome c to oxygen; mitochondrial respirasome assembly; regulation of oxidative phosphorylation
Source: RefSeq, a predicted model, not a curated record